This is a messenger RNA of Branchiostoma floridae (Florida lancelet), 1234 nucleotides long. RefSeq names its product adenosine receptor A1-like. Gene Ontology annotation, cellular component: membrane; dendrite. Bases 32 to 1201 code for a protein of 389 amino acids. Gene Ontology annotation, molecular function: G protein-coupled serotonin receptor activity; neurotransmitter receptor activity. Gene Ontology annotation, biological process: chemical synaptic transmission; G protein-coupled receptor signaling pathway, coupled to cyclic nucleotide second messenger. The transcript has a single exon. Lineage: Eukaryota; Metazoa; Chordata; Leptocardii; Amphioxiformes; Branchiostomatidae. The record is from RefSeq and is a predicted model, not a curated record.
CAAGUCCGACUGUACAAAGAACAGCAUUGUCAUGGCCAACAGCACGGACAGCUUGGAAAUGACAAUGUCAAUGAACUUAAGUACCCCCUCCCCGUCCACGAGCGUUGACAAUGUCAAUGGUGUAGACGGUUUCCAGGUAUUUGAUGCAGUGAUUCUAAUCAUGGUUGCCAUACCAACGGUCUUGGGCAACGCCCUCAUCCCGUCGGCACUGAUCUCUUCCGACAAGUUACGAACGACGUCGAACCUGUUCGUCUGUAGUCUCGCGGUGGCAGAUCUCGCGAUAGGUCUGACGGUGAUUCCUCUGUUCGUCGGUCAAAUGGCGGCUCCGCAUGCUUUCGCCUACCGUCCGAGCUGCGUGGCUGCCUUCGGCUGGUCCAUAUUUGUGGAGGCUGCGUCUGUGAUGAGCUUGGUGGCCAUCGCAGUGGACAGGCUGCUAGCUGUGAUGUACCCCAUGCAGUACGUAUCGGAAGUGACGUCUACCCACGCCACGGGGGCUAUUUUAGGGGUUUGGACGGCGGCAGGCGCGGUCACCAUCGUCAUUGUAGUCGGCUUCAAACCCGUCAUCACCAAAUGCCACGUCUCGCAAGUCUUCGACGACUUUUCCCUGCCCGCUUCAGCUUCGCUGGGACUCAUUCUUCCCCUGUUCUGUUUGCUGGUCGUCUACAGCGUACUUCUUAGAGUGGCGAAGGCGCAAGCCGAAAAACUCGGCCACCUAUCGCACAGCCCCAGACACAUCAGCGGGCGCAUGCAGCACCAGGCCCGAAGAACAUUCUCUCUCGUGCUCGGCACCUUCUCUGUCUGCUGGACCCCGUUCAUCGUCACUUCAUACCUACAGCACUACUACCCGGACAGUCGACAUCUCGACCACUUUCUACAGUUCAGCAUCACGCUAGGCAUGGCAAACUCAUGUCUGAACCCCUGGGUCUACGCUCUACGUAACGACGCGUUCCAGGACACGUUCCGACGAAUAUGGCGCCGGUCGUUCCGUAGCCAUGCCUCCGACGGUAGCGGGGAGUUCAUCCCCUUGAGUCGGGUGGGACGCCGACCCAGGGCGACGCUGGUGAAGGAGAAGAUCAGCAUCGCGUCACUUUUGAUAAGUACCCGGACUGUGGUUCUGGUCGGCACCGGGAACUUCCGGAUUCUCAAGGACUAUGACCUGGAUACAAUUCCUCUGUCUCCAUACUGCGAUCAGCGUCCAUAGUAAACAGCUAUCUGAAUAAGCCUGUUCGCGGUG